AUGGAGACGCCACCAGUCAGUCCAGUGAAAGACAAGGAUACCUCUGAAUCACAGCAACAAUGGGAAAAGAACCCCUGGGAGAACUUUAAUCCAACUACUAAGUUUGGGCAGCAGUUCCGAGACCCUCCAACUGAAACCCUUGAGCUGGAAGCGAGUCCAGAUCCAGCCAGUCAAAUUCUGGAGAAUCCCGAAGGGACUGAAAAACUGGUGGCUGAACUUAAAUCUCAUGAAUCCACCAAUGAGAUACUACAGCCUCUUCAAGCUUCUGAACUCUGGUACUGUCCUGAUGGGAGCUUUAUCAAGAAGAUCAUAAUCCGUGGUCAUGGCUUGGACAAACCCAAGCUAGGCUCCCGCUGUCGGGUACAGGCUUUUGGGGUUCCUUUUGGGUCAGGGAUGUCAGAAGGCUGGACAGAACUAACUGUGGGUGUAGGGUCAUGGAGGGAGGAAACCUGGGGGGAGAUCAUAGAGAAAUGCUUAGAGUCCAUGUGUCAAGCUGAGGAGGCAGAGAUUCAGCUUCCUAGACACUCUGGGCCACCUGUCAGGCUCAUACUGGACUCCUUCACUCAGGGUCGGGACUCUUGGGAGCUGGAAAUCAGUGAGAAGGAAGCCUUGGCCAGGGACGAACGUGCAAGGGGCACAGAACUAUUUCGAGCUGGGAAUCCUGAAGGGGCUGCCAAAUGCUAUGGACGGGCCCUUCGGCUGCUGCUGACCUUACCCCCACCUGGCCCACUAGAAAGAAUUGUCCUCCAUGCCAAUCUCGCUGCCUGUCAGUUGCAGCUAGGGCAGCCCCAGUUGGCAGCUCAGAGCUGUGACCGGGUUCUGGAGCGGGAUCCUGGCCACUUAAAGGCUUUAUACCGAAGGGGGGUUGCCCAGGCUGCCCUUGGAAACCUGGAAAAAGCAACUGCUGACCUCAAGAAAGUGCUGGCGGUAGAACCCCAAAACCGGGCAGCCCAGGAGGAACUGGGGAAGGUGGUCAUUCAGGGGAAGAAACAGGAUGCAAGGCUGGCUCAGGGUCUGCGCAAGAUGUUUGAUUAA
This is a messenger RNA of Castor canadensis (American beaver), 1035 nucleotides long. RefSeq names its product proline-rich transmembrane protein 1. Lineage: Eukaryota; Metazoa; Chordata; Mammalia; Rodentia; Castoridae. The record is from RefSeq and is a predicted model, not a curated record. Gene Ontology annotation, molecular function: protein binding. Gene Ontology annotation, cellular component: membrane.